GUGUACAUGUAUAUGUGUGCGCGCGCGCGUGCUCUGUCUGUUAAACGGAUUACUACUGAGCCAGAGUACGAUUAAAGGAAGACAAAUCAUGCUGACUAACGCCGCAGACAGCGUUGUGAGCACCAGCGUUUACUGAGGGAUGAAGAGCAGAACACUGAAGGCGCUCAAAGUCGGAACCAGCAAAAGAAAAGUCUCCAGCGAUGUGUCGCCAUCCACCAGCCUCCCGCCUCUGGUCGAGGGUCCACUCAGAUGCUUCCUGCGGGUGACGGUGAGUCGUUUGUUGUGGACCAUUCACAAGCCUCCGCCUUCAACAUUCGUCCGGCUUCGCUGGUGGGGAGAGUCGUCCAAAGAGACACACUUCUUUCCCAGAGAUGGAUCGCAACUCUUGCAGAAGAGCAUCAAGACGACGGCUCGCUUUGCCGUGCGCUGUGGACCAAAGCAGUUCACCUCAUAUCUUACAGAUAUGGGCUCACUGGUGCUGGAAGUUCUGACCAAAUCGGAUCAUUUUCCGAUCGCUCGGGCGCAGGUCUCUGGUAUCUCCCGUCUCUCUCUGUCACUGCCCAUCAGUGGAUUUUACACCCUUGUGUCUCCCACUUCUGAAAAGCUGGGGGAGCUACAGGUUUCUCUGAAGUUGGAGCCUUUGACUGAAGCGUACGACAGCAGCGGCUCGUGUCCUCACACUGACGUCAGUGUUGAGGUUCCACAAGUCGCCUCAUCAUCUGCUCGUCCACGCAGAUCACUGUCAGCUGGCAGUGGGAGCAGCAGCGGAAACACACCAAGAGGGAAAGAUCACUUAUAUUUCCAAGAGAAUCAAAUGCCGACAACAAACGGAUCUCAAAAUGGCCAAACAGCUGCAGGCCCUUUAAAUCAGGAGCUUAGUGGACCAGCGACCAAAGAUAUCCUCUCAGUUAUUUCAGAGCGUGGGAACAAACUGCGAGACGCUAUGGUGCUCUCGGCUCUCAAGUGUGACGUGGAUUCUGCCACAGCUCUUAAAGACACUCCUCUGCCUCUUCCAAAGGACAACAUCCUGCCACCUUUCAAGCCUGUGCCUUCUCUUUCUGGGAUGUUUCUUGAAAAUAUUCUGCACGCCGAUUCUUCUCUCAAAUGCUCGAACGGUGUCGCCGACUCAUCUCGUCGCCACGAGUUCGACUGUGCUGCUGCUGACUUGGACAAUAGAGCUGUAGAGAUUCUCCUCGGCGGCUUAAGCACGUCACGUCUUCAUUGGGAUGGAGACGACAUCUCGUCUGGCCACAGCAGCGUCGGUGGCGACAGCGAGCUCAAUGAUCCACAGUACGAUCAGAGCUUACUGGAAAAUUUAUUCUACAAAACCCCAAUGAUGGAAACCGGAGCAGAUGACACUCAAGCAGAGGCUCAGGGAACAGUGUCCUCGAGUACAAAGCAGCCAAAACAGAUUAGUGGAGGUCCCACGUCAGAGUCUUGGUGCACUGCAGACGCUGCUGGGUUUCCUGCCGGCCUGACUGCGGAGCAGUCGACUCUACUGUCUUUGAUUCGCGUGGCCAAAGUGAGUGUUGCCUCCCUGACUGUGUCUACAAGCAACACAAGUACCACACUCACAAAAACCCUAACUAAAGGGAAACCUCCCCGACCGCUAACUAACAAAAAAUGCACUUAUUUUGUUGAGUACGUGUUACCGUCGGCAACCACUUCAAGUACAGCGGUGACAAAAGCUGUUUCCAGUAAAGUCACAGGAGGAGUGGUGAAGUUCCUCCAUUGCUCCGUGUUUCCUGUCCACUUCAGCACAGCGACGGUGAAACACUGGUGGCAAACGGAUCUGAUUUUUAAGAUUUUCUCACAAAGGAGCGACCAAAGGAAUCCUGUUCUCAUUGGGGAAGCCGUUCACCCGCUGCGUUGUCUGCUGCAGAAAGAGCAGCUGAGUCAGUCUGUCGUGUUACCUGUUGGCCUAGGGGGACACGGUAAAACACAGGAGAUUGGACCUCUUUUGGUGUCUCUAGAACUUGCUGCUGACAAAGUUUCCUCCUCUGGAAAAAGCAAAAGCAAGUUGUCUCGGAGAGAAAAGUCAUCAUCAUCGACUGCACCCUGUCCUCAGGGAGAGAGAUUCCAACUUGGUCGAUCCGGCAGAGAGGAGUUACCUCGUCACUCUAUGGAAGACUCCAGGCUAAAUGUUUGCACUCCACAGAGACCCGUGGAAGAACCCACUCCUCAUCCAGGUCCCAUCACAUCGUCUUAUGAACCUUGGCAGCAGGCGCAUGAGGAUUCUGAGGUCCUGCUGCACACUUUGCUCAUGGUACCAGACGGGAAGAAUUUCAGCCGUGGACCCGUUCAGGCUCCAAAUGUCUACUUGAACUGUAAACUCUUUUGGUGUGACGAGAUGGCGAGAUCUGUGGUCAGCUGGGGUCAGACGAACCCGUCUUUUAAAUUUGCUCAGGUGACUCCUGUGGCUUUAACUCCGAAGCUGUUGGAGCGGAUGAAGAACAACAUGAUGGUCAUUGAAGUGUGGCAGAAGACGGGAAGCUCAGGUCAGGAUCGACUCCUGGGUCUCGUCAAAUUACCUCUUCACCAGUUCUACAUGUCCUUUAGAGAUCCAAAGAUCGCUCGCCUCCUCCUCCAGGCGCAGUAUCCUGUUUUAGGGGUGGACUGCUACAUGCCGGUUGUGGACGUGUUCUCGGGCGGCUGUGAAGGAAGCCUCAGGGUCGUGCUGGCGAUGGGAGGAUCCGAGCAGAUAGUCGCCCUCCAGCGGUCGAGAGAUGAGGAGUAUGACCACUCGUCUCACCGGGUGAAACCAGUUCAUCUGCUCGAUCAACAGCCACGUUUACAAACAAAGGUCGUAGCUGCACGUCAUGAGCCGGUGAGGGAGCAUGUGUUUGUGAUCAGAGUGGAGAAAGUCACCGGGCUGACACCGCUGCAGUCCACAGUGUGGGGUGAAGCUGACUGCUACGUCCAGUACACUUUCCCUUGUGAGGACAGUGACACGGCCGCAACCUUGGACCAAAACCUCGUUGAGAGCAGUGUUGACCUGAAGCCGUUUCGUACAACCACCACCCUGUGUGUGCCGGACCCAGUGUUCGGCCACACUGAGACUCACGUGCUCCUGGCUCCUGAAGGUGUGCCGGUCCAGAAGUUGUUGCUCAGCUCUCUCUCGAGUCGAGGCCUCAGCAGUGGUGGAGGCGUCCAGUUUGAAGUGUGGUGCAGAUAUUAUUAUCCAAACGUCAGAGAUCAGCUUGUGGCCAAAGGGCUGCUUCCAUUGUCCAAGCUGUGUGCCAUGGUCACCAUGCAGAGACAACAUCCUGAAGAAGCCCACAUGUUCUCCUUACCCCUGAUUCCCAGGACAGACGGUCUGACGGGACAUCGGGCCCCGUCCUCAGGUCUACUGGAUGUUUGCGUUCGGUACAAGCACCGGCCUGUGAGGCCUGACGCUCACGCCGGUCAAGGAGCCGCCUCUCGCGCUGUGACUCUUGUGGUUGAGGUGCACAGAGCGUCAGGUCUGCAGGCGGCAGCGAGGUUAUUAUCAGAACAGGAUGAAAGGUUUGACUACUUUGCCAGUGUGGGUGUGAACACGUACGUCACAGUCCAGCUCUCCUUCACCCCGGACAGCGAGAGGAGGCGCACGCGUGUCGUUGCCAGGACUUUCUGCCCUGAGUUUGACCACCACGCUGAGGUUUCCUGUGACCUGCUGGUUCAGAGGAGCAGCGGAGAGACCUGCAGUCUGGCUGAGCUGCUGCAGGAGGCGUCUGCUGUCUUCACCGUGUGGAACACAGACAAUCGCGAAGGAUUCAGCCUUUCCAAGCCUAAGGAUGCGAUGUUGGGCACAGUGAAAAUACCGUUAGAUGAUCUCAUUCAUAAAAGAACAGGUAUUUCUGGCUGGUUUGGAGUCUAUCUACCUCAGGAAACAGGUUCUCCUCAGCAUCGGCAGGUCUUAGUCGGGGGUCUAGAAAUCUCCGUCAGCUUUGCCCACCACUCAGACAGAGAGAGAGUGAUUAAAGCUGCUCAGGGUUUGGGCUUGGUAAUGUCGCAGAGUGAUGAUGAAACGCAGUGCGAUGAAGAGUCCUGGGAAGGAAACGGAAAAACGCUCUCUCUGUCGUUAUCGAUGCCCAGAGCGUGGAUGCCGGUUCACUGUUUGCUCCUGCCGGGCCACGCUGAACUCCAGCGCUCCACCUACUGCUACUUCAGGUACAAGUUUUAUGAACAGGAGGCCUUCUGCUCUCAGAUGAAACACCCGUCCGUCACGGACGCCGACGACAGCCAGGCUACAGUGAGCUUUGAAGGAAGUAGAGCUGUGGAGCUGAGGGCGACUCGGCCUUUAACGUGGUAUCUGCGAGAGGAACGGCUGGAGGUGCAGCUGUGGGCGGCUUUCAAGAAGGACAAAACCACAAGACCCACAGACACGGACCGACUGGUCGGCUCAGCGUUUGUCGAUCUGUCCUCGCUCGCAAAGAUCCCAGAGCAAAAGCUGACGCUGAGUGGUGUUUACCCACUGUUCAGGCGCUCUGCAGCAGACCUGCAGGGGGCUGCGCUCAGGGUUCACAUCACACUGACCACAAAUUCUGUCCCCGGGGAGGCGUCUGCUUGGGCUGACACCCAGAUGGACUAUGACAGCCAGGGGGAGCUCUCACCAGACGAAGUGGAAACAGCAGCUGGACCACCUUCGCCCGGAACACUCAAUAAGCUCAGACACCAGAGUAAAUCUCUCCAAACUACGUCAGACGUUACAUCUGUGCCGCACACAGAAACAACCGUGGAGGAUUCUUUCCCGGUGACUGUUGUGGUGGACCGCGCCAUGCACCUGAAUCUGAAAAGCUGCCCUCUAGCAGAGCGCAGUGAAACCACACCGUGCAGCUGUGUUUCAUACGUCACUGCUGACUCUGCUGAACCAGUGUUUACGACGGUUGUAUCAGACACCGACUGCCCUGAGUGGGACCAUCAACAGGAGUGCAGGCUUCCAAACCAGCUGCUGGUCGACCCCCAACAGUCUCUUGUGUUCAAAGUCUGGCAUAAAGGAGAAGUGGAGAGGGUGCUGGGAUUUGCCUCCGUGGAUUUGACUCCUCUGCUCUGCGGCUUCCACUCAGUGUACGGUUGGUACAACAUCACGGACUUCAGCGGUCAGUGUCACGGUCAGCUCAAAGUGUCCGUCACACCGCUGAAGGGCGUCCAGGACCUGAGAGAGCAGAGAAGACCUGUGAAUGAAGAGGCUUCCAAUAACUCACCUGUUUUAGCAUUCAGCUAUAACACCACAGCCACCUACAGCAGCUUCCCCUCUCACAUCAGCCGCUACACUGAGCAGAAGAUCUCAUCUCCUGAACAAACGGACAGACUGUUUCCUAAAAGGUCCAGUGACAGAGACGGUCACGUUGAGCACAUGGACAAAGUGCGUUUUUACCAUCAGAGUCUACAGGAACAAGCAGCAGCAGCUCAGUGUGUCUGUAACAGCAGUGACGUGGACAUGAAUCCGUCCAGCUCUUUCCUGCUCUCAACUCUCAGGAAGAAUCAAAGCGAGCUCGACAACAUGCAGAGGUAUUUCAGCCGCAAGCUUUCAACACCCGCGUUCACGUCCGCGUCGGAACACGACAGCAGACACGAGCGCGAGGAACGGAGGGAGACAGACACGAGUCGGCUUCUCCUGAAGACGGACCAGCUGGUUGGAAAGUGUGACAACCUCAUUAGCGGUCUACAAGGAAUUCACCUGGACACAAUCACCUCCCACCUCCAGAGCAGCUCAGUAACCCCCUCUUGUGAAAACACAAACCUCCUAACUAUUCCUGAGAGCAUCUCCAGUCUAAGCACAAAUUCAAAUUCCUCUCAAGAAGAUGUGUCUCCUCCGCCGUUGCUCCUUCCCACGACGUCUGAAGACCACAGAGGCUCCGAGGCAGAGGAAGACACCAGUAGACAACACUACAAAUGCACUGUGUCCGAUCGUGAAGACGGAGAAAGAUCGGACGAGGAAAAAGAUGAAGUCACCUGCAUAACAGAUGAGGGAGCCGAGGAGGAUGAAGAUGACGAUUAUGACGUGGUUGUGGUGAAGCCCAGGCAUCUUAACGAGCUGACAUCUUUGACGGACAAAACCAGUCCCUGGACCAGCUUCCACUCAGACCCUGACCUGGUUUCUCUGGAGAGUGUGGAGGCACCAGAAGAGCCGGACCUGAGCCAAGAUGAGGACGAGACGAAACGGGAGGCAAAUCUGGAGACCCUGGAACGUGGAAGUGUAAGACAAGAGGACAGUGACAGUUUUUGUGAAUCAGUGGAGGACGUUUCAGAGCCUGAGAGAGACGACGAAAGGACACCAGGAGCUUUGGACAAGAGAAGGCCCUGUAAGGAGUCAGAUGAUUCUGGCCCAUCAACUUCUCUACAGCACAACACAGACAACCAUGAUUCUUCCCUGGAUGGUGAAGACUCAGAGCCACAAACCUCACUUCCUGUGGACGUCCCUAACUUCUUCCUCCCCUCUCACCAGCUGGAGGCGUCAAUGAGAACCAUUCACUUGGCUCCGACCUUUUCCCACUUGUCUGGCGACACAAUCUCUUCAGGUCAUCGCAGACAUCGACCACAGCGUCCCAACAUGUCUCCGUCAUCCAUGAAGAAAGCGACCGAUAGAAUCGCAAAAAUAUUUGCAACUCACUUUGAUGAGAGUCAUUAGUGUUUGGUGUUUAUUUUGUGUGUGUGUUUUUUUUUUCUUUGCCUUUAAACUGUGAAAAUAGUGUGUAAAUUUAAUAUAUAAUUUUGUAAUUUUUACAAAUAAAUAUUUUGCAAUUUGCUGUUUUUAAUAGCUAGGUGUAAUUCAGUCUUUCCAUCUGUCUGUGGUCAUGAAGAGCAGAACUUGAAAACAGUUUUGUAAUUCAAACAAUUUUGUCAAUCAGGAAGUGACGUUGUGACAUUUUGGAAUUCAUGACAUUACUUUUCUUUUAUUCCCUUGUCAACAGAUUUGGCUCUUUGCCAAGUGAGAGCAGUCAACCAAGUCAAGGCUUUUCACCAAUACGAAAAACAAGUAUUUGAUGACAUAAAGGUCCAGUGUGUAAGAAUUAGUGACAUCUAAUGGUGAGAUUGCAGAUCACUACAAAUGGAGGACUCCUCUUCCCACCCCUCCCUUUCCCAAUGUGUGAACUACGGUGGCCUACUUUUACCAGAAAGAUUACACUCAGCAAUAUCUCCCUCUGAAAUACAAGCCUGGAUAUCCUACAUCUACCAACCAUAUGAAUACAUGAUACAGAUGCCAGAAAUCUUUUCAUUCCAACCAUACGUUUUCACAGUCAAGUGUCUGAUGUUGUACAAUUCUGAUUUUGUGAACUCCCCCGAUUGCAAGAACUGAAAUGUUUCGUCAGCGCUGCUGACCUUGAAAAAGUGAGUCAUGCUUUUCAUCCUACACGCUUGGAUGACUGCAGUGCACUUUAUUUAGGACUAAACCAGAACACAAUCUCCUGUCUGCGGCUUGUACAAAAUGCUGCUGCUUAGCUUUUAAAAAAUACAAGGAUGUUAUUUAAAUUUUUUAUUAAGAACUUUGGUCUGAGUUAUUCUAGCUUAUUCUUGUUCUUAUUAUCUAGCUUGCUAGCUGGAUAUCUAGAUAGAUAAGUAGUAGAUACCUACCUAUGUACAUAUCUAUGUAUUUCUAUAGAUAGAUAAAUAGAUUCAUAUACAUACUGAUUGAUUUGUAGAUGUAUAUGGAGAUA
This is a messenger RNA of Solea solea (common sole), 7637 nucleotides long. It is a transcript of the gene c2cd3, whose product is annotated as C2 domain containing 3 centriole elongation regulator. Gene Ontology annotation, biological process: cilium assembly; centriole elongation. The record is from RefSeq and is a predicted model, not a curated record. Bases 140 to 6610 code for a protein of 2156 amino acids. Gene Ontology annotation, cellular component: centriole; centriolar satellite. Lineage: Eukaryota; Metazoa; Chordata; Actinopteri; Pleuronectiformes; Soleidae. The transcript is spliced from 34 exons.